Messenger RNA from Symbiodinium sp. CCMP2592, 5478 nucleotides. The record is from the annotation of a GenBank genome assembly. Lineage: Eukaryota; Dinophyceae; Suessiales; Symbiodiniaceae.
AUGCUUGUGGAAGGCAUCGAUGAUGAUGGCGAUGAUGGAGAUGAGCCCGGGGAGACACAGGACCCUGGUGAGCUCGAGGUUCUGCUUGGUGCGCUUGGCGAGCUGGAUGAAGCGGGCAACGUCGAUGGCGAGACUGCGGGCGACGAGGUCUUUGACGAGGAAGAGGCCAAGGAAAUCCUGGCGGCGAUGGUCAAGGACCAGGUCCGCGGAGGUCCUCGACGGACCUUUGCCGCCGUGAAUCAGGCGAAGAAGCAGCGGCAGCUGGCACGAGGUUUUGGUACCCGACGAGAUGCCGGAGGAGACCGAUUCCCUCCUUCUCGCGGCAGUGGUCCCCAUACGUACAAGGUGAGCAUUGAAGCCCUGAAGCGGCGAACCCGCUGUGGGAUAUGCAAGGAGAUCGGACACUGGCACCGCGAAUGCCCGAAGAAAGGAGCCACCAAUGCCAAGGAGAACCACUACCUGGCGACGCCUGGCUCGGACGAGGCAUUCUUCGUUGAGUAUUUGGAGUACCUUGAUUAUGUCGAGGCCACGGGUGGAUCCACAUCUAGCAGUUCCACCGGAAAUCCGGCGGCCGACUUGCGUGCUCAGCAGAGGGCAGGAUACAUGGACCGAGUGCAUGAGAUUUGGUACGCUACAGCUCUUGCGGUUCCGGAAGAGCAUUGUGCUACAGUUGAUACGGGGUGUCAGCGUACUGCAGUUGGAAGGGCAACUCUCGAUAAGUACCUAAAGGGGCAGCCAUCCGGGAUAGCGGUUGCCUACAAGAACAUCAUUGACGGUGUGAGUCAGAAUGCGCCAUUCUUAUUGUCAUUGCCGUUCCUGCUGUAUUGUCGAGCAGUAUUGACCCUGGACCCCGAGAAAGGACUCAGCAUGCACCUUGGUAGGUUCGGUCAUCAUGUUCCCCUGCAUAUUGGACCCACCGGAGCCCUUCGAGUUCUGCUGAUGUUGAGGUCAAUCAUGUCUGUGAAGAGCUUGGCCCCAGGGCAAAGUCUUGCAGGACAUCUUGUGAUCAGCGUCCCCUUGGACCUUCUGUGCCCAGCCAUGCAGGCACCAGCUUCCAAGCGGACUCGGCGGGACGAGCCGGCCGAAGGGAGGACUCCCAUCGGGCGGUGGCGCCGGAUGACGCUACGCUUCAUCAUGGCGAUGAACAACGUGAUGGAGCAAGCUUGGAUGUGUGCCGUGGGGAUCCGGAACCCCGGGAACCUCAAUCUACAGGGCGUGUGCCGGAUGACCCGGGCAUUGGACAACGACGAGCUCAUGGAAGUCCAGGACUUCAUCGACCAGGUGAUGAAGUCCCGCGGAUUGGUGAAGGAGAUCGAAGACGACCGGGCUUCCAUGAGGCAGUUCUAUCGCUGUCACAAGUGGAAGACUCCGGCACAGCGCUGCGAGUUUUUCCAAUGGCUGGAACACCAGCCGCUCUGGAAGGAUCCGAAGCCAAAGAAUCCGCAGUGGUUGAUGCCCGAGAUCGGCGAGCCCAUGGAGAACAACCAGUUUCUCCGCCCGGCCAAUGUGGACUCGCGGAUCAAGAACACCUUCUAUGCCGAUCCCAAGGUGUGCGAGCACCGCCAUGUGAUUGGUUCCGGAACAAAUGCCUACCAGAUCCAGAAAAAGUGCGGAACUUGCCUCAAGCUCCUCUUCCAGAAGGACCGCAAGACCGGGAAGAUCAUGUUCCACGACCCCAAGUACACGAUUCCUCGGGAUCUGAUGGAAGGCAACUUGGCACGUGCCGAAAACACACCCGAUUCGAUCUCGGGUUUCACGACACCAGAGAACGUGUCCUCCAGCGACCUGGAGAGCACAGAGACCUCCUCGCCACCGAAGCGGGGAAAGACCAAGCCGAAGUCUCCGAUGAAGCCGGUGACGGAAGCCUGGGAGAUGGAGCCGGACGAGACCGAGUACCAGGAGUUCCUGGCCUGGAAACGCUUUCAGGACAUGAAGAGGAGCAGCACCAGCUCCGGGCGACUUUUUGUGAAUGUGCUCCGGCGCUGGGAAACCGUAUGGUCCGAGCUGAUCCGGUGCUUAGGACCUGCGGCACAGAGCGGCGUCGAGGAUCUGAAGAAAAAGGCGUUGAAUGAUCUGAGCCGUCCCAACAAGAAGCACCUUGCCUACUAUUCGGAACUCCUUCAGCUCAGCCCAGCGUCUCUACGGAAAGUUGCUGCAGUGUAUCGUCCUGAAUCUCAUGUGCGGUCACGAGGACAUGUUCAGAGUCGAGUGGUGAUGCAGGUUGCGAUAGGAAGCGAAUUGCUAGAUGCGUCUGCCAGAGAGUCCAUUCGAAGUUGCCUUCGGCACGAACGACCGGGGAUCGUGAUCAUUACGUGUGCCGGCAGUUUUCCCUCUCAUGGUCACCAAGUAGAUCCAUAUGGUCGGUUUGGCAACAUAGCAGCCUGGAAACGUCACACAAACAACAUCAAGAAGACAAAGCUGUUACGACAGUUUGCGAUCGAACUCUGCCGUCUAUGUAACACAAGGGGUCAGAAGUUCGUGCUCCAAGUGCCAUGGUCGUCAGGCGGUGGUGAUGACCGUCUUUUACGAGAGCUGCUUCGCGAGCCCGGCGUCUUCAAGGAGAACGCUAAAUGGACCGCAGUCUCUCACCGGCCGACUGGUCCGGCGAAUGGCGACCUGGUGACCAACUGCCCAACGGUGGCCAAGAAGGUUACCGAGAACAUCCGUCCAGAGAUGAUCGCGGCCGUUCCUGCCGACAACCUGGUGAUAUCUGUUAAGGACUGCUACGCCCACCUGACCAGCCGGAGACCCGACGAGCUGAAGGUGGUCCGGGAUUACGAGGUGAUCCAGGAGGACCGGGACUUCGACGAGAACUACUUCACCCCGAGCGAGCUCGAGGAGAUCCAGCUGCAGCACGAGAAGGGCAUCCCACGUCACGAGGUUCAUGCGGGAGAAGAUGUUGAACUACCUGAUGCACCGUGCCGAGGAGAUCACCCCGCGAACCACGGAGUCGACGAAGAUCAUCUUCAAGGCGGCGGUUGGCAAAAGAUUGAUGAGGACAGCUGGGCCUACGUCGACAAGCAGGGGGGCCGGCUGUCAACACCCACCGGCAUCGACUUCAAGCCUGAGGACUUUCCUUGGAGAAGCAGCUGGGCUCUGGAAGAAGGACGCUGGACACAGAUCGAAGAUGAAAUCAGGUGGCGAGAUCUACGAGAUCAAGAGCGAGCUCUACCAGGACAGCCUACGGUGGUCACCAUCUUCCGACGGAAGGCCGACACAAAGAACGGGCGGAACAUGCGCCACUUCCCGGGGAUGCAGAAGGUGACGCUUGAAAAGAUGGUGCGGCGGGCGCACGAAGGACUUGGCCAUCCUGAAAGAGAGCCAAGAGAGCGGUUUCUACGCAUACUUCGUCACAGCCGAGCCCCCGAGGAGGUGAUCGAGAUUGCGAAGAACCUACGGUGCUCUACCUGUGAGUCCUACCGACUUCCAGACCCUGCUCGUCGAGGAGCUCCUCCCCGCGAACAGGUGUAUGUGAAUGACCUGGUUGGCAUCGAUACGAUCCAUAUUCGAGACCAUCGUAACCAGGCCAUUCCCGCGGUCAACAUCAUCGAUUGGCACUCCCAUUUCCAGUUGGUGGUGCCGAUGAAGGGUGAAACUGCCGACCAUGCUCGGGCGGCUUAUCGACAAUGGACGCGGUUCUUUGGACCACCGCGCCGCUUGAUGAUCGACCUGGGCUCGGAGUACAAGGCCCAAUUCCGCCGGCAAGCUGAGCGAGACGGUUCGGAGAUAAUUCCAUCAUCUGUUGAGGCACCCUACCAACGAGGGCUCACCGAACGUGCCGGCGGGAUCUUCAAGGACAUCCUCUACAAGGCCAUGCAGGAUUACCGGUGCCAAAACGAGACGGAAUGGAAGGAGCUUGUCGACACCGCUUGCAUGACAAGGCAUCCUUUCUGGAGGGUCCGCGUCGGGGACCUUCCAGCAAAGAAGGCAAUGGAAAUACGAAAGGCUGCGGCUUUUGCAUUUCACGCGGCGGACUGUGAGGUGGCACUACGUUCCGCUACCUUGGCAGGGCCACGGCAGUUCCGCGACUACGAACCCGGCCAAGCAGUUUAUUUCUGGAGAAAGGGUGCCGGCACCAAUAAGAAGACCCGGGAAAGCUACUGGCAUGGACCCGGACGUGUGGUUAUGACGGCCUUACCGGGGGCAAUGUGGAUCGCCUACCAGGACAAUGUCGUGAAGGCCGCCCCGGAACGAGUACGACCUGCCGCCGAGGAAGAAUCACUAUCCUUGUCUGGAUGGCUAAGUGGCCUGUCCGACCUGAGGGAGAAGUUCGAGAAGAUGCCAGCCAAGGGUUUCGUGGACCUCACCAAGGACCAGGACCCCAUCGAGGACGACGAAAACGAGGCAGGAGAUCUUGAGCCUCCUGAUGAAGCGAACGAGUGGCCACCUCCAGCAAGACGAGUCCGGCAAAAGACGAGCGACUACUCCAACUUCGGUCAAGUACCACGGGCCGGCGAUCAAGAAGAAUUCCAAGGCGAUCCAGGUGCUCUACCUGGACCUACGGAAGGGCGACUACUACCUGAACCUCCUCCGGGACUACCUGCACCGAUGGAGACCACGGAGGACGAGAUCGUCGAUGAAGGGAUCGCCGAGGACACCGGAUUAAGAGACAACGGCUUUGAUGAUGAAACUUCCCCGGCCCGCGACGAGCUGGAGAACAAGCGUGAACUGGACGGAGGCGAGCAACCGGCCGGAAAACGAUCUCGAGUCGAACUCCUUGAGAUCUACAAUGCACAAGUGCAGGCGCUGGUGACGCAGCGGCAGCGCAAGGAGGCCACCGCGAAGGAUUUCCUUGGAAGGGACGCUGCUCGACUACAGCAAGCGAUCGCCAAGGAGAUCACCAACAACCUCAAGACGGGCGCCUACAAGUUGCUGUCUGUGGAGGAGUCCGACAAGAUCCGAAGGUUUAAGGACGACAAGAUCAUGGAGUCAAGGUACGUCAUCACUAAGAAGCCCCUGGAGCCUGCGGACGUGCCGAAGGCCCGCAGCGAGGGUCUUCUGCUAGAUGACACGUCCCAUGGGCCAUGCAAGGCAAAGUGCCGACAUGUCAUGAAGGGUUUCUCGGAGGCUGCGGCGGUCGAGGUCGAAUGCACUACACCACAAGUCGGCCGAGGCUCUGUGGUUUUCAUUGUCCAAGUGCUAGCUUCGAUGCAAUGGAUGCCAGGUUUCUUGGACUUUACCCAGGCCUUUCAUUCCGGAGACCAGAUCGACCGCGAGUUGUACUGCUACCAACCCCGCGAAGGAGUCCCUGGAGCAGACCCUCGGCAGCUUAUCAAGCUGCUCAAGACCUGUUACGGUCUGACUGAUGGGCCGCUGGCAUGGUACAAGCACCUGGCACGUCGACUGCAAGACGACUUCGGCUACAAGGCGAGCAAGGCUGACCCUUGCGUGUUUCUACUACAUGGCGAAGAUCACAACGAAGGCCAGCUACAGGGCAUUCCACCACGGGCUGUUCGACAGUUCCUAACCUUCGAUUAG